GUUGGCCGCGCUGCCGCUCGCGCCUCUGUGGGCGAAGGUUCGACCAACACAGCGCGCGUGUAUCCCUCCGCCUUGCCAGGAUGAGAGUUGCUGUUCGGCAGCGCCCCGUCUCCUCGCGGCUUCAGCCAGGGACCCCUUUUCUAGGACGGGGGGCGCGAGCAGCUUGACCCCCACCCCUUGUCUCCCGAAACACAGCUCCAUGGGGACCAAAAUAGCGGGGUUGGUGCCCCUGAGAGACACCUGAGGGGCCUGGCAGCGCUUCUCCCUAUGGCGCCCAAAAGUUCUAGAGGCGCCCAGGAAGCCCAACUCAACCCGAAAUGGCUUUUUUGUGUGUGUCCAGGCAGACGAAUGAGUUGGGUGGUCUUUUGUUUUCCUCCCAGUUUAUGGACUCCUUCAGCACCUUAAAGGUCUUGAGACCUAAAGACAGCAAGUUGGCAGGCCAGACUCCAUGGUUUCAAAACUCAACAAGGGCUAUCAUGGGCUUGACUUGGGGCAAAGGCCCUUCACCCUUUCCAAGUGCAGAUGCUGAGCAUUGCCCUGUCUGGAUUGUGUCGAAAGGAUUAACUUGGAAAUGGCUAGGAAGCACUUCCUGCAGAAUGAGAGAGAGAGUGGGAGGGAGAUUGCUUUGUUGUUGACUGCCAUCUUGUUUUGCUUGGGUGUAGCCUUGCACCAAAAAAGACUUGCCAAGAUAAUCCUCUCUUGCUCACAACAAAGUACUGAGCUGAUUUUGGUUGCUGAUAUUUAUGAUUGUGUUACCAUAGGACUGAAGUUAAGUAGCAUGCGUUGCUGCAGCUUGAAAGAAGUUAUUUGGAAAGGAAAACCAACAAAGCCAAAUGUUCAUGAAAAUUCCUUAAGAUAGUGCAAAGAUUCUUCUUAUAUAACCAUGGAAAUGUGCUAAUCAUUUUUGUUCUCACUGGUCGUCUCACUAAAUUAUAGUGAGUGAUAUAUUGCUGUAUAAUAAUAUAGUGGGAUGUACCUAUGUGGAUAAUUUGUAAGAUGGACCUGUAUUACAACUUAAGUUGAGAAAAUUCUAAAUCUGCCAGUCCAGUCUUGCUCACAUAAACUUGAGAUGUGAAAACAACAAAGGCUUGGUUCUGAAAUAAGAUACUACCAGAAGUUGCAGUGUUACAAGUAGACACAUUUUAUACAAUCUAUGGAGAUAAUUUGUCUUUGCUAUUCCUUCAACUCUUGCAAAAUAUGGGAUACUUUGUAUAGGGAAUUGAUCAGUAGACUUGAGACAUCUCUUUUAAAAAAGGUGACUACAUUGCAUGUAGGUUACAAUGCUGAACCAAGAAUAAUAGUUUGUAAGAUUGAUUUAUUGGGUUUGUUUUUUGCCAUUAAAAUAAUGCAUGUUUUGGUAACUAUAUUCUAGGCUUCAGCCUGUAUAAGGAGAUACUAAAAUUGUUCUAAAUUUGAGGUUUGGGUUUUUUUGCUUUUGUUUAGGUAUAUCUGCUUUUAAUCUUUGGGCAGAGUGAUUUAGCCUGUUAAGUUCCUUCUCUGGUCCCCAUGACACAUACCUCUGCAUAGAACAGACCUCUUUCUCUGUGAAAGAUUUCAUGCUUCUGAUUGUGUACUCUGGUUUUCAAGUUGCUGCUGUCUAGAAAAUCCUAAAUUUAAACAGUUUUUUUUUACUUGUAAGUAAUCUAAUCUGGGGAAGCGGGAAGUGAGCAGAGCAGUCCUACUGGGUGGGAAAGAUCUGUGGCAGAGCGACUUCCAUUUUCAAAGCCUUGCUGGCUUCCGCAGAAGGAUUUUUUGUACAUUGAAUGCAGUGUCUUUUGACCCUCUGUUUUAUGCCUUUCAUCUCUUGGAAAAGAAAAGUAUUGAACAGACUACUGAAGAAUGGAUUUUUAAUCUUUUUAAACAAGUGAAGCAUCUUUUUAAAUCUACUUAAUUGAGAUUUCUGCCUCUGUGUUAAGCAGUCCAUCAUGUCCAAAUGUGUAGAAUAUGGGGCGAUCAUAGGAAACUGGGUGAAGAUUGACUUACUGAUCACCUUGGAGGUGGAAGGCCAGGAACAUAACUAGAUUUACUAAACUGAGGAAAUCCUGGAACUCUGAGUACUUCUGCACAAGAAUCUCUUAAAUAACGAAGAGUACAAAAAUAGUAAAUUACAGAGUACUUUAGGAAAAAUGCCAUCUGAACAAGAACCAUCCUUUUGCAUCCAAAAUACAAGUUUGUUACAUAACAAUGAGUUAGAUAGAACAAGUGUUCCUACAUUGGAUACUUCUGUUAAGGGGUAUAUAACUCAACCUGCAAUUUCAGAUAUUCUCACCUAUGGACUGAGAAAUGUGAAAAUAGAGCUGCCUAGGGUAAAUAUUCCAAAUGAAGUGCUAUGUACACAUGAAAUUGACAGAUACAUGAAAGUAUUUCAAUGUAAAGAAAAGCCUGCAAGAGCCUUUUCCAUGCACAUGGAUGUGAAUGGAAGCAACUUUUCUGAGACUGAUAUUCUACAUAGUAAACCAAGACUGAAUUAUGAGGAAGGAUUGAAAACAUCUGCAAAGAUACUGAAUUUUAGCUGUACCAAAUGCAGAAACAAUGUUAAGUACAGUCCAAAUGAUCUGCAGAAGCAUUUCCAGCUGUUACAUCGUGGAGAGUUGCCAUCUUACCCCUGUGAAAUGUGUAAUUUUUCAGCUAAUGACUUCCAAUCAUUUAAUCAACACCGUCGAACACAUCGUAGCACUUUAGUAAAAUGUGAAAUCUGUAAUGAUGAUAAUAGAUAUACUUUGUUGGACCUAACAAAACAUUUCACAUCUAGGCACUGUGUAAAUGGCCAUUUUCAGUGUGAAAGAUGUAGAUUUUCCACCCAUGACGUUGGCACAUUUGUUCAGCAUAUUCAUCGGCACAAUGAAAUACAAUAUAAAUGCGAUAAAUGUCACCAUGCAAGUUUUUCAAAAGAAGAAUCUCAGAAACAUGUUGCUUCACACACCGGCACAUUUCCUUUCAGUUGUCAAUAUUGUAACUACAUGGCAUCUCGGAAAAACUAUCUUUUAAAACAUAUUAUUACAUUACACAGAGACCACCUCUAUGCAAAAGAUAAAACGGAUACAGAUAACAAUGAGAAGAUGAAGAAAACUUCAACAGGACUAAAACUUAUCUUGAAAAGGUACAAAACAGGUGCAUCGAGGAAGGCCCUGUGGAGACGUAAAAGAAUGACUACUGGCAGUUGUAGAACUGGAGAAGAGGACAGACAAGUUCUCAAAAACGUGAAGGAAAUUCAGCCUAAAUCUGAAGAGCCAGGCCAGCCUACAAAAGAAUUACACCUCAGCGAAGACAACAAUCUUCUCAAUGAAAGGCAUAUCUACAGUGGGGCAAAAUCCUCUCCAGCAAUACCAUACAGUAGAGCAGAAGAUGGCUUGGGUUCUGGCGUGCUGAAAAAAGCUGUUCAUGGUCCUACAGUUUUGAUGGUUAAAAACAACAAAAUAUCUGUUCCUGCAAAUUACAGUGCUAAAUUUAUGGGCUUCAAGAUGGUUGAUGGAAAACAGCAUAUAGUAAUAAAACUGCUACCUACAGAUAAACAGAAUUUGCCAACAGAAAAUAAGGUUGAUGGGGUAAAAGAUGGUUCAACUGAAUGUCUGCAGCAGACAGCUGACAACUUCAAUUUACCUUCCGCUGCUGGACCUCAUGAAAUUAAUCAGCAAAUGUCUAGAAAUAAUUCUGUUCACUCAUUGGCAUCAUCUCCAUUGUCAUUUUCUAAUCAAUAUUCAGGAAAAAUAAAGCAAGAAAGUCCAGAUUAUUUUAGUUUGAAUACAUCUCGAACAGUAGGACCUCAUAUUGUAAUGGUAGGAAACUCUACAACUCGUCUGCCAGCAAAACCAGAUUCUUCACUUCCUUGUGAUUUUGUGGCUAAGGCUGGAAAUAGAGAUUCUUCAUGGAGGAAUUGUGUACCUCAGGACCAUUCUCAGGUUUUAUCCUCUGCUGGUGCACACAUGCUACAUUAUGACCCUAUGAAAAAAACCUUUCCUACAGAAUUAAAAGUACGGAAUGGUGAAGUAAACAACAGUAAAUACAAUAAUAUCUACUGCCCAUCAACUGAUUUUUCUAAUCAAGUACCACUGCCUUUCCAUAAUUAUUCCAAAAUAGAUACUUUGGAUAGCUCCAAACACCAUAUGUCCAACAGCGCCUUUUCUCUCCAGAGUAGGCCUGUAAAUGAAACUACUUAUCUGCAACAACAAACAGUGUUAAAUCUAGAAAGAAGAUCUUCAUUGCUGUCUCUUCAUGGCUUUGUAAAUACAAAUAAUGUUCCAGUAUUUUCAGCUAACCAAUCCAAUUAUGCUACUGACAGACAGCAUCCUAUAGAAAAUCAUCAUGGUGACCAGCAGCAUUUGAAUACAAAGGUAAAUCAAGUGUUGGAACAUGUAGCUGAAAAAUCAAAACAAGAAAAUGCCUCUAAUUGUGUAAAUACAUCACUUAUGCCUAAAAUAACAUCUGUUUUCUCACUCCAGAGUACUCAGGCAUCCAACUAUUUGUCACCUGAAGUAAACCAGUCAUUACAAGAUGUUCUAAGAGGGCAACCUGCUACUCAGCCACUCAACUAUAUAAAAACUGGUUAUGACAACUCAUUUCCAAAUAAUAAAAUGGAGUGUAAAACAUUUGCACACUUCAGAGAUUCAACUGCUGCAUGCAGUUUAACUAAUUCUCCUGUUAAAUUCAAGAGAGAGUUGAAUGUGAAUGGCAGUGCAAUGAAUGAAGGUGUGUAUUUUAGGAAUGAAGGACGACUCCCAGUGAUGGCUCAUAGAACAGAUGAAAUGCAUUCUACUUCAAGGACAACAGGCAUUGGUGCAUUGCUUAAAAGUCAAACAGAUUCAAUUUUAGCACAGCAGUUGGAAAAACACAAGAUGCACUACAGUUUGAAUGUCCCUAAUGCUAUCCGUCCAAUGCUUCCAGAACAGAAGAAAUCAGUGCUACUUCAGUCAUCUCUCCCAAGGUUUUUUGUACCCUUGCGGCUUGCCCAUCAACAAGGAUUACAUGUUAUUUCAGGGAAGCCGUCUCCAAAAAACAGUUCAUCAGAUGUUCAGGCAACAAGAGCUACACCUUUACUUUUAAACAAAGGACCUGGAAUGAUCUUGACUUUUGGUAGUGGCUCAAUUGGAACAAUUGCAAAUGCCACUGAAAAUAGUUCUCAGGUUUUAGAGAAAAUUGCAUCUAAAGAGUGUGGUAAAGAGGAAAUAGCUACAUCAGGUAUGAAAUUUAAAAUAGACAGCUCUGGCAGUAUAAGAAAUUAUUCUGGUGUUAGUGGGACAGCGGUUGCUUCAUCCACUGGCAUGUCAUACACGGAGCAACUUAACAUGACAAAUUCAGAGAGCAGAAUUUCUUCCGUGAAAAUACAGGCUGGACAUCAAGGCAGUAAUGUUGCUACCUUGGAGUCCAUAAAACCACCAGAGGUUGGACAAGAACAACCUGUUUAUGCACUUUUGCCUGAUGGUAGACAAGCAGUUUUUCUUAAAUGUAUGUCGCCAAACAAGUCCCUAGUACAGAAGCAUAAUGUUCUUCAGGGUACUGCUAAUGGUCAAAAUUGUGAACCAAAGAAAACUGGAGCAAUGCAACAAAAGCUUUUUUUGAAAAUUAAGACCUUUCCUGCUGCUGACAAUUGUCAGCCAAUUAGCAACAUUAAGUCAUCCUUACAGUUCAAUAAUAUGCAUUCCCUUAAUAGUCCUGCACUAGAUCAGAAAAAGGCAGCUUUUUCUUCUAGCAAUGCCUUACUGCUUCCAGGUACAUUGAUGCCAGCAAAUGCCUGUUUGGCAAGUGAUAAAUCAAAGGAUCCUAUUACUUCUGUAGAAUCUGUAAAUUCCCUUAGGAAUUUAAAGACACGGUCACAAAAGAUUCCAUCUGAUUCAGCACAAACAGUUAGUGCUAACAAAGGGAACGCUUUUGGAACCCAGAUGUCAACCGGGCCACCAACAAACAAAUUUUCAAAAGCUAAACGUCAUUCAAAGCAAACUGGUGCUAAAGUUUCUGAUGCUAUGGUUUCACAGAAGAACAGGAAUUUGAAACGGAAAGUUAAAGAUGUCCUUCAAGAACCUCCUAGAAAGAAAAUGUUGCAUCGAAAAUGUAAAGCGAAAAAUCAAAUGGAUGUGAAUGAAUUUGAAUCCUUAAUUCGCGCCCCUUGUAGACCAAGAUUGUCAAAAGACACUGUGAGGAUUCUAAAGCUACUUCCAUUUAAUUCCAAACAAUUAAUCAAAUGCCCCCGAAGAAAUCAGCCAGUUGUAGUGCUAAACCAUCCUGAUGCAGAUGUUCCAGAAGUUGUAAAUGUUAUGAAGACUAUUGCUAAAUUUAAAGGACAUGUGCUAAAGGUCUCCUUGUCAAAGAGAACUAUUGAUGCUCUUUUGGAGCCAGCAGAUUAUAACAGUUUGUACAUAAUUACUAAUGAUCUCUCUCGAAGAAAACGCAAAAUGCUCAAACCUGUAAGUCCUGUAAAAGAAAGGUUUGUUUUAAAAUUAACACUGAAGAAGACGAGCAAAAACAAUUAUCAGAUUGUGAAAACUACCUCUGAUAAUACGCUGAAAACUAAAUUUAGGUGCUGGUUUUGUGGGAGGAUAUUUGACAAUCAGGACAAUUGGGUAGGACAUGGACAGCGUCAUCUAAUGGAAGCCACUCGAGACUGGAAUUCAUUAGGGUAAUUUAUUGUGAUGACUGAAAAAGACAAAAGAGCUCAUCUGCUUGCAGAUUAUUUUGGAUGACAGCAUCAAAAUGAUGUUUUUAAAAGAGAAACAAAUGUGUUAACACCUAAAAUUAUCCUGUAUGAAUUUAAUUUAAAUAGCUUCAAUUGCAGUUCAAAUUGCAUUUUGUUACUACUAUCAUGUGAUAUAUUUAGAGAAUGAAUUUCAGGGCUUUUGUUAUGUAUAUAUUUAAAAAUCAAAGUGUGUACAUAUUUUUAUACUUCAGUUAUUUGCUAUAAAAUCUUGCACAGGAAUUGUAUUUUUUCAGCUCUGUGCAUGCACUACUAAAAAAAUGUUUUUCAGCUACACACAGCUAUUGCCGUAUUUUUCCUCGCUCUUUCAAGACAACCCCCCUUUUCUUUUCCAGGGAUGAACACUGUUGUUAGCAAGUGCCUAAAAGAUGUGAAGCAGUUUACUUUGUGUCAACUGUAUAACCACAGGCCCUCAUAGGGCCAGGUUUUCUAACAGUUUCUUUUAAACAAAGCCAUAUGUGAAUGCUUUAAGCUAUAUUGCUAUGCACAUGACACUUGUACUAUUUCUGUGCAGUUUGUCUACUUUCUUAGUGAAGUAUUUUUCAUAUAAAUCAAUAAACAUGUUAUUGUGUUUAAGCCUGAUAAUGAGAUCAGUUGUAAAUAUAAUGUAUUCACAAUUUGUACAGUACAUUGAAGAACAUUCCAAGUGGAUGUUUGACAUCCCUAUUAAAUCAGUAUGAUUUGUGUUAUACUGAAUAAUUUUGCCACCAGAUGUAUAUAAAGGGCAGCCUGUGGCUGUGGUGGCUUUGGUUUUGCUAGAAAUCGGAUUAUGGCUAUUUUUCUGUAAGUCUUUUUGUGUGGCUAGAGAGUAUAACUUAGUUUUUAAAGAGUACUCCAGUCUAGAUUUUCUUACCCCAUACAUUGAUGCCUCAUAAAAUUCUGGAGUAUUUGUCAUUCCACAAUAGGGAAGAAAACCCUCUUAUAUUUGGUUAUCUUCUGAUUUGGACAAAAAAACUCUUUGCAUUUUGAUUGUGGUCUCUUAAUUGUUGAAUAGAUUUUUGUCUUUUUGACAGUAUAGCACUGGCUGCUAUGUUCUAGAAAUGGUAUCAGGUUUUUACUCAAGAUUCUCAGGCUUUUAGUUGUGUUGAUUCACAAUCCACUAUACAAACUACUGUCCUCUUAUAGCCUGCAGUCAGUCUUUAUUUCUCCUUGUAGGCUAGAGAUUACAUCUUUAAAUUGUCUGGCCUGUUCAGAUAUUACUUAUGGGACAGAAAGGAGAGAAAUCUCAGUUUGGCAGAAGGUAUUGCUGAUUGUGCCCUCCCCCUUUGUCAUAAAAUGGAAGUUGCAAUAAUCCAUGUUGUAACACAGAACAUUGCAUCUUUGAUUUUGGAAAAAACUGCUGGACAUCUUAAGCAUUUAAAUAAGUAUAUGAUAGCCUGGAUCAAACAGUACUUUUUCUCCUAUCCCCUGCCAAAGUGAAAGGGAUAAAGAGAAAUACACCUGUCCCAACACCUACUAGUGUUGAGACAACUUUGUCCCUAGCAAGUCAAGUCUGAACAGGCAUUUUGUGAAUAAUCCGUAUUGAUAGAAAUAACAAAUACUUAAUUUUUGUGUUGUAAGGCCAGGGAGUAAUUUGAGUAUUGGCAGUGUUUCAGUACCUAAGUUAUAUAUUGGUCCUCUGUAGAAAAUUUAGACAUAUCUGAAGGGAAUGGGGCAGGGAGAAAAAUCAAGUGUAAUGAGCAGUAACAGGUUCACAUUUGUAUCUUUAACUUUUUCCAGUGUUUAAACAGUUCCUACAAAGUAAGGUAUCUCAGGAAAAUGAUGUGCUUUUAAACAAGAAAUGCAACUCAGAAUUACCUCUUAAAAAUUCCCCUGCAUAUGCUUGGUGUUAAUAAAUUUGUUAUAGAGAU
Podarcis raffonei (Aeolian wall lizard) is the source of this 8535-nucleotide messenger RNA. It is a transcript of the gene ZNF518A, whose product is annotated as zinc finger protein 518A. The record is from RefSeq and is a predicted model, not a curated record. Gene Ontology annotation, molecular function: RNA polymerase II transcription regulatory region sequence-specific DNA binding; DNA-binding transcription factor activity, RNA polymerase II-specific. Gene Ontology annotation, biological process: regulation of transcription by RNA polymerase II. Gene Ontology annotation, cellular component: nucleus. The transcript has 5 exons. NCBI's taxonomy places the organism in Eukaryota, Metazoa, Chordata, Lepidosauria, Squamata, Lacertidae. The coding region runs from base 2127 to 6614 and encodes 1495 amino acids.